Molecule: messenger RNA, 1094 nt
Organism: Amborella trichopoda
Lineage: Eukaryota; Viridiplantae; Streptophyta; Magnoliopsida; Amborellales; Amborellaceae
Source: RefSeq, a predicted model, not a curated record
UCUCUCUAGAUAAUACUCAUGGGUCUCAUCUCACUCCAUAUAUAUCCCAUCUGCCCCUUUCCCUUGUUCUUAAUUUUCGUUUGUUCAUCACUCUAAGUCUCUCCCCUAAAUGCACCAAUCAUUUGCAGAAAUCUGAAAUCCUUGCCGGCCUGGUCAUUUAUUCUCGAUUCAAAUUUAGAGAAAUGGAAAUCUAUCAAGGUCUGCCCUCUUAUUACAGUACCUUGGGUGUGAGCAAGAAUGCAUCGCUUUUCGAAAUACGGAGUGCUUUCAAGAAGCUUGCAAUGAAAUGGCACCCUGAUAAGUGGGCGAGAGAUCCCCGUCUCGUGGAAGAAGCGAAGAAGAGGUUUCAACAGAUUCAAGAAGCAUAUGAAGUAUUAUCGGACCACAACAAGAGGACGUUGUACGAUGCAGGGUUGUAUAGUCCGGAGGAAGAAACAGACCAAGGUUUUUGCGAUUUCGUACAGGAAAUGGUGGGGCUCAUGGCUAACGUGAGAGCAGAGGAGAGGAGCUACACAAUAGAUGACCUCCAAAAUAUGUUUGCCGAAAUGGUAGCCGAAUGGGGAGAAGUAGGGUUCGAGUCCGUGACGGAACACCCGAAGGACCAACAAUACUUUUUCACACAUGAAAAACAUAGAAAAUGGCCGGAAGAAGGAGCUUGUGAAAGAGCAAAGAGAGCUCGCGUAAGUGCCGUCGGAUCCGACCGCCGGCUCAACGUGGCGCAAUAUUCGCCGUUCACAACCGCCGCCUUCGUAGCUUAAAACUACGCCGGGUGUCGCAGCGGGAUAAUACAUGACGUCCUUCCGCGUCGCUUUCGUAAUGGCAGAGCGUUCCAUGGCAGGCAUGCAUGUUACUGGGGUCCACUUCUUACACGUUUGUUCUGAGAGUUUAACACGUGCGUCUGUUUUAAAUGGGGGUGUGAAGGAAAGUAUUUAUUAAUCUUUGGACUGCAAAACAGCGGUGGUUGAAGAUAGGCGUGUGACGUGGACAAUUUUGUAUAGGGGAUGGGCUGUGUGUGUUUGUUUGUGAGGAUGAAGUAUUUGUAUUCUUCUACUUUCCACUGAAGAUGCAUGUUACGAAAGCCUUGAGGUGAAAAA